Sphaeramia orbicularis (orbiculate cardinalfish) is the source of this 3448-nucleotide messenger RNA. It is a transcript of the gene rprd1b, whose product is annotated as regulation of nuclear pre-mRNA domain containing 1B. The record is from RefSeq and is a predicted model, not a curated record. Gene Ontology annotation, biological process: mRNA 3'-end processing. Gene Ontology annotation, molecular function: RNA polymerase II complex binding. NCBI's taxonomy places the organism in Eukaryota, Metazoa, Chordata, Actinopteri, Kurtiformes, Apogonidae. The transcript has 7 exons. Bases 503 to 1492 code for a protein of 329 amino acids.
AAGUGCAAGCUGCCAUUUUUAGCCAGAAAUCUUCCAGACUAGUAAGACAAGCAUAGACAAAGCGUGAGUUUUGUCGUCCCUCUUGGGACGUCUAACAUUAUUUGGUGAAUUUAAGAUACGGUUUUCAUUUAUGUUGCAGUGGCGUAGGCUAUUUAAGCUCUGGUUCAAGCGCUAGCGUGCUAACGGCUGAUUAGCUCGUCUGGCUAACGUUAGCUGUAAACAAACACUGCAGACAGAGGGGACAGCUGCUGAUAAACUCAGCGAUUUAACUUCUAGCUGGGUCACCUCAUAACUCCAGUUAAGUUGGUUUGUAACUCGGCGCCAUAAGGAGCUAGUUAAACAUAAAGCUAGUGAACCAGACAGUUUGUAAGCUACCGGCAUAACUUCAGAUUUGAUGACGGAGCGAGUUUCUCCAAAGUAGCUCGGAGCUCGGUCGGUUUCCUGCGGUUCGGUCUGGGUCGGGGUCAGUUAGGGCACAGAGGACACCAAAAAAGACUACGGCAUGUCGUCUUUCUCGGAGUCUGCCCUGGAGAAGAAGCUGUCGGAGCUGAGCAGCUCACAGCAAAGCGUCCAGACCCUGUCGCUGUGGAUCAUCCACCACCGCAAACACUCUGCUCUCAUCGUCAAAGUGUGGCACCGAGAACUGAAGAAAGCUAAAAGCAACAGGAAGCUGACAUUUCUCUAUUUGGCCAAUGAUGUCAUCCAAAAUAGUAAGAAGAAAGGACCAGAGUUUACCAAAGACUUUGAGUCGGUGCUCGUCGAUGCCUGCUCCCAUGUAGCCAGUGAUGCUGAUGAGAACUGUAAAAAGCACAUGGAGCGACUGCUCAACAUCUGGAAGGAGAGAAACCUCUAUAGAAGCGACUUUAUUCAGCAGCUCAAACUGGCCAUCGAGGACUCAAACAGCCCCAGACCUUCAGAAGAGAAAAAGGCAAUAAAAAGAACUUAUCAGAAAAUUCAGGAAGAUGAAGAUGAUGACGAUGAUGACUACAGAAGCCACACAUCUCCACGAAAUGCAGUCGACAACUCUGCAGCACAACUGACUGAGGAGUUGGUGAAAGCUCUGCAGGAUUUAGAGAAUGCAGCAUCAGGAGAUGCAGCUGUGCGUCAGAAGAUUGCAUCACUGCCGCAGGAGGUUCAGGAUGUCUCUCUCCUGGAGAAGAUCACUGACAAAGAGGCAGCAGACAAGUUGUCGAAGACUGUGGAUGAGGCCUGUCUGCUGCUCGCGGAGUACAACGGUCGACUGGCUGCGGAGCUGGAAGACCGGAGGCAGCUGGCACGCAUGCUGACAGAAUACAUCAGCAGCCAGAAGGAGGCGCUCAUGGAGAGAGAGAAGAAACUAGAGGAGUAUAAGCAGAAACUUGCGAGGGUGACCCAGGUGAGGAAAGAGCUCAAGUCUCACAUCCAGAGUCUUCCUGACCUCUCCCUCCUACCCAACGUCACCGGCGGUCUGGCUCCUCUCCCGUCGGCGGGGGACCUCUUCUCCACCGACUGAGGCCUGCACUGAGACAAGCUGCCCCGUCGCCCCUCCCCACCCAAACGUCACGCCAAGUUUGAUUCACCAACGACUCCUCGCAGUUCGACCAGCCAGGGGACUCGCGUGGUCAGAUCUCUGCCCGGCAGCCAAGCCCGACACGCUAACUCCAAACCUGCAGGACAAGACGGAGAGCGGGACGUUUAAACAGAGACUGUGACAGCCUGGACUUUCCCUGCUCUCGCUCAGUCGUUAAGGAUUCACUCCACCAGCUUCAAGUUUGUUUUCCGUUGUUUUUAUUUUGAAAUGUUGGAGAACGCCACCGAUGUAGGAGUAGGGAAGGGGCAAAGCUUCAGCAGGCAGAAAUGUUCAAAGUGAGCAGAUGUGGUUAGUUUGCUCUUACAAAUCUUGCUUGUGAGUACACUGUGAAGAGGAUAUACCAUUUAUUAGGGUUUUUGUUUUGUUUUUUUUUUGUUUUUUUGCUCUCAGUUGAGGCUUGUACCGACACAUAAGAAAGAAGGCUUUGACUACACUGGUAACGGUAAAGUAUUAGAACAAUUUCAGAACAUUGUGUUUUACUUCCCACGGUCGACAGUUGUCACCUGCAUAGUCGACUCCACAGCAGCUCGUAUGUUGUUAUUAGACAAGAAAUUUGUGUUUGUGACCCCUUAGUAAGUUUUCAGUUUUUCUCCUGCAUAAACUACCUGGUUAUUUUUUUCUUAGUUUGCGUUCAUGCUUGGAUUUUGGACAUUUAGGCAAAAUACGUUCAUAUGUGUGUAUUAGACAAGGUUUAAGUUUGGACUCAUUCAAAAUGUUUAUUUCCCAAGAAACAUCCCCAUUUUGUUACAUAUAAAAAAACAAAAACAAACCUUAAGUAUAUCUGACAUACAAUCUUGGUAAACAGUGAAAAUAAAGAGUCUUUUUAUUUUAGGGUGUGCACAGCUGGAAGAUUUAUGAAUAAAAUAAUGGGAUUAUAAAUACGUUUUUUGAUGUUUAACAGCAUAUGGUGAAUAUUACCAUUAUUGUUAGACGACGAUAGUCAUUUCCAGCUGAAUUUGUAUGUAUUUUAGAUAUGAUUUUUGGAAAACAAGGUAAAUUCUUUAUAAAGAAGACAAAAAAUAUUUCAAAUGACACAAAAACAUAAGAAUUUCCUAAAAGCAUCUAAGAAUUGGUUAUACAUUGCCUCUGGAUGACAAAAAGAUACCGCUGAAAAGCAACUGUCACUUCCUUUCUGGGAUCAACGGCCUUUCUUUAAUUUUUAAUGUGAUAUUACACAUUUUUCGGCGAUUGAGAUGAAAAAUAUAUUACACUUUUUUCAGUUUUACUUCCAGUGGUUCGCGUACAGACAGAAAAAAAAAUCAUUUAAUUUAAAGGUCAUAUGUUUACCAAGUCAAACAGCUAAGUGCGUUAAUGCUUUUGGAAGUUACUCGGUUUGUUCGAUUGGAGAGAUGAGUGUUGGGUAAAGUUAAGUGUAGGCAGUGAUUAUGUUAAGCUGAAAUUUGCCUGUGGAUUCAUUCAGUGGAGAAAUGCUACUCGCUGGUCUCUUUGGAUAGUCUGGAAAAGAGGAGAAUGUGAAUCACAACAACUGCAGCCCCUGUUUAACCAAAGGGAUUGGUGUACUGUUUUCAGAUAAUAGAGACCAAAACAUAUUGCCUUUUAGUGUUACAGCGCCCUCUGCUGUGGCAUUGGAUGCAGAAUUUUCCAGUGAAUUCAGCUGAGGGUGGAGGAAUUCAGAUGUCUUUUAAGUCUGAACUUAACAGAAAGCAACCACUGUUAAUCAGGAGGGAUUUUGGCAGCAUUUUGACCCAACUGUGCUUCACUUUAGGUAUUAGUCAGAUCUUUUGUUACCUACAUGAUGUGCUGUAUGUUUUUCUCUCUGCAGAAUCAUACUGUACUAGCAGGACUCUACCAUUACAGGUAGUCUUUUGUGUAAUGAAAGUGAUUCAGUGGAUGCCAAUAAACUGGAACCAUUUGAAC